AUGUAUUUUGAGAUCAAUCACGGAUUGUCAUUAAUCUUAAACGCUUUCAGAAGACUCAAUCUGAAAAUUCCGCGACAAAUAUCAGAGCUAGAGUCUGAGUCUCUUACGCACUGCCAGUCAGUUUUCUCGGGCUCUUUCAAGUACAUCGACCAGCGUUAUUCUGACAUGGUGGUCGGUGACAACGUGAACGAGACUUUAAACAAUACAUUUAUGUCCCUCAUCUCAAGGACUAAUAAGAUGUGUCAGUUUCAAGAAUAUCAGCUGAAAAUCAUUUCGACGAUGAAGAACGGCAGCUGGUUGCCUGUAUCAAAACCUCCUGGAUUCCAGGAGGUUAGAACUGGGUCCACCGACCCAACUUUCCUUCUAAGUGUAUUUUAUGGCGAUCUCAUCGAGUACAACUUCUUCCAGCUCGAACGGAAGUACAAGCCGAAGAUGAAUGAGGAAGAUCUUGGAGUUUUCUUGCUGUUUAAUUUAGAUGGGUUGCAAAAUCUGCUGGACAACAGUGGUCAAUUGAAGCAGGUUCUUGGACACACGGGGCUCCAGCGACUAGACAGAAUGAAGAAGAAAGCGAUGGAGAAGGCCACAGCGGAGUGGACAAAAAUGACCACCAAGUUGAUGCAGGCAUCUACUAGACAGGGAGACACGUUCAACCUUACCUCGAAGGAGCUAGAGCGUGGCGAAGCAUUUCAAGUAUGA
Molecule: messenger RNA, 696 nt
Organism: Ogataea angusta
Lineage: Eukaryota; Fungi; Ascomycota; Pichiomycetes; Pichiales; Pichiaceae
Exons: 2
Coding region: 1-696 (231 amino acids)
Biological process (GO): exocytosis
Cellular component (GO): exocyst
Molecular function (GO): phosphatidylinositol-4,5-bisphosphate binding
Source: RefSeq, a predicted model, not a curated record